UCUGGAAUGAAACCAAUAUGAUUCAUUUUUUUGGUCUUUAUUACAUUUGUCCAAGUUCAUAGGAUACGGGGACACACACGAUCGUCCGGCUCGUAGCUACCGGAAGGAGCAGCACAAUCUCCAUUGAAUCGAAGCAAAAAAUGUCUUGAUGCCGGACAACGUGACGGUGCGUUCGCGUGCAGGCGGAGGCGCACGCUCGCGAGGCUUCGCGCUCCGAUCCGAGCGCACGACGCUGUGAUGCGUUCAGGCUCCUGCGGCGCAUCCGACAAAACCACAGCCCUCGCGCGCCUCCCGAUCGGGACUGGAACAUCCAGGAGAAGAGCGUCGCGCCGUCGUCAUCGGCAGCCGGCUCCUUGCGAGAGAAGCGUUGCGCACCUCCUUGGCGCCGCCGCCGCCACCUCCUCACUCCCUCCUCCUCCUCCUCCUCCUCCUCCUCCUCCUUCCUCCUCCUCCUCCUCUUCCUCCGUCUCCUCAGCCUCGCCGCCACCGGAGGGGAGUUUUUCCCUGUGUACUUUGCAGCGGGAGAAGAACAACACGAUAGCAGUGCUACAAGCAGCAGCCAUGGGAAAGCAGAACAGCAAGCUGACACCCGAGGUGAUGGAGGACCUGGUGAAGAACACGGAGUUCAACGAGCACGAGCUGAAGCAGUGGUACAAGGGCUUCCUCAAAGACUGCCCCACGGGAAGACUCAACCUGGAGGAGUUCCAGCAGCUCUACGUCAAGUUCUUCCCGUACGGCGACGCCUCCAAGUUUGCGCAGCACGCCUUCCGCACCUUCGACAAGAACGGCGACGGCACCAUCGACUUCCGAGAGUUCAUCUGCGCGCUGUCCAUCACGUCGCGCGGCAGCUUCGAGCAGAAGCUCAACUGGGCCUUCAACAUGUACGACCUGGACGGCGACGGCAAGAUCACCAGGGUGGAGAUGCUGGAGAUCAUCGAGGCCAUCUACAAAAUGGUGGGCACGGUGAUCAUGAUGAAGAUGAACGAGGACGGCCUGACACCGGCGCAGCGAGUGGACAAAAUCUUCAGCAAAAUGGAUAAGAACAACGACGACCAGAUCUCGCUGGAGGAGUUCAAGGAGGCGGCCAAGAGCGACCCGUCCAUCGUGCUGCUUUUGCAGUGUGACAUGCAGAAGUGAAGCCCCCCCCCCCCCAUCCCCACAAAUGCCACCUCUGCUCGCUCCCCACCCCCACCCUGCCUGCAUCCACACACACACACACACACACACACACAUUGGACUCCUGUUUAAAUGUCUCAUUCCACAGGGGUAGAAAAAAAAAACAAACAAACAAAAAAAGCUUGGACUCUUUUUCAAUGGACUCGCUUCUUGUGGUCGUAUGCAUGAGAAAUAUGUCAAAUACGCGGAAUCAUUUUUGAACAUAGCGACAAGUUAAUGCUUACAUUUCUAUUUCCCGACGUGUCGUCAGUGCGCCGUCAACCCCCGCGCAACGACACGCUCAGCGAAGUCCAAACUUUUGCGACACGUCCGACGGGGCCGCCGCCAUAUUCUUAUUUGGGGAGCGCGUCGGCGGCACGCGGCCCGGGUUGGAGCGUUUUGACGUCGGUGUCGACUUCGCCGUUUUUAGGUCGACUCGUGCGACACGUGACGGUGCAAAUUGUAAAUUCCCACGAUUUAAAGGGGAAAUCCAAUGGUUUGCAUUAACAAUGUAUCCAAUAGGUCAUGUAAUAUGUACACUAUCGUGACAAUGUGAUGUUAAAUCUUCUCUCAUUUAAUCGUAUUUUGAGAAGAUUUUU
This is a messenger RNA of Syngnathoides biaculeatus (alligator pipefish), 1754 nucleotides long. It is a transcript of the gene vsnl1b, whose product is annotated as visinin-like 1b. The record is from RefSeq and is a predicted model, not a curated record. Bases 238 to 1137 code for a protein of 299 amino acids. Gene Ontology annotation, molecular function: calcium ion binding. The transcript has 5 exons. NCBI's taxonomy places the organism in Eukaryota, Metazoa, Chordata, Actinopteri, Syngnathiformes, Syngnathidae.